Molecule: messenger RNA, 1383 nt
Organism: Fusarium redolens
Lineage: Eukaryota; Fungi; Ascomycota; Sordariomycetes; Hypocreales; Nectriaceae
Exons: 2
Coding region: 1-1383 (460 amino acids)
Source: RefSeq, a predicted model, not a curated record
AUGUCCUAUCUGGAGCCCAACCCGACGGAACUCAGUGAGGCUGCUCCGCAGGAAGCUGAUGAGCGAUGUUACCAGCUGUCAGAUGGAGACAUGUCAGAAGACGAUGCAAGGUGUGAAGAGGAUGAACUACGAGAGGGAGAUCAGAACAUCGACGGCGACGAUGAUCUCAUGAUCUCCAAUGAUAUUCCCUUUCCCAACAGCACAGGUCCAGAUGGGAAUCCUGACUCAGCUGCCCCCACGAAUCCGAUACAUCAAGCAUCAUUGGAGCGGUCGCUCAUCGACCUCAGUGAUCUCGUCAAAUUUAGUUUGCACAUGACAAUUGCGCAAAAUUAUCAUACUGGCAUGGCCCUCACGCAGAUUAGGGAAACGAUGAUGCAACAAAUACCGGCCACAAUUGUCGACACGAGGGGCAAGAUAAGAGUCAAGUUGAACGGUGAGGACUACGUGAAAGUAAGAGACGAUUUGAGGUGCAAGGGCGUUAUCAGCAAGUUCCGGAAGGCAGGCCAACCUUGGGAUAUGGUCGCCGACAUGCGGCUCGCUGGAGAUCAAGUCAUGUUGUUGACGACCGUCGACGAGGAUUCGGAAGCAAGAAUUCGGCUACAAUCUCAUAUGCUCAGCGGUAUCCUCGGCCUUGAUCCGAAUACCAAGGUUGUCCCAGAGCGUUACCAUGUGGAGAUUCCGGACUACCAGGGGAGGUCCGACGAGACUCCUCGUUCGCAAAAGGCAAGGUGGUCUCAUUGGAACAAGGUUUACAUUGCCGAUGCUUUUACAUCAUUUGGUACGCUCAUUCUGUGCAUGGAGUCGGAGAAGGAUGCACUGAAGCUUUGGAGGGAUGGCGGUGUGACACUUGGCUUUCAAAAGCUACCAGCUGAGCCCAUCGAUAUUCGCGCCCUCAACGUCUGGUGUCGAAACUGCUCUAAACCUUCACAUCUCCAGCGGGAAUGCAACCAGCCAACUCGAUGCGGCAAAUGUGCUGAGGCUCAUGAUACAAGCCUAUGCAAAAGCACUGGACCGUACCGCUGUGUCAACUGUCCCGAGAGUCAUCGCUCUGCUUCAAUGCAUUGCAAGAAUGCCCAAGUUGUCAAGAUGGUGAAGGAGUGCGAAAAGUGGCGAAAGGCUGGUCCUUCAUGGGCAAAGACCGUGCAACAGCCACAGCUCCCUGACGAGACACUGAUGAGCCAGCUGCGUAGCUACCAAAACACAGCAGCGGGGCAAGCAUUUCUCAGCAGCUUCAUGACCGUCCCGACACCCCAGGAUCAGGCAGGUGAUAAGGAAUCGAGCAAGGCCAAAGAUGCGAAGAAGGAGAAGAAGAGAAAGUUUGAGGUUCACGAUGUCUUGAACGUUGAUAACCGGCUGAAUUAUGAUUGGGCGGCCGCUUCUUAG